GCUGAGGCUGUGAGUUGUAAGUCCUGGGUAAAGACUGUGCAGAAGCGACUAACAAAUUCAAUAAAUAAGAGCAAGAAAGGGAAAGAAGAAUCUCGUUUUGAAAUAUAGUUCGAUCUCAUUCUUCAGUCUGAUGACUGCUGCUCAAGGAGGUCUGCUUCUAGCUUAUCGUAGGGCAGGGCAAAAACUUUAGAAUUACAAUUCCCAAUCACGGAUAUUUAUUUGUCCAGAAUUUAACGCAGGUGGAAGUUUUGCUCUGUUGCUGAAACAGGAGCAGAAUAGCUGGUCUCAUUAAAAGCACCUCUCUCUUUCUCACAGAAAAACACAAUAAAAAAAUUCCUUCCAGUAGCGCCUUAAGAGACCAACUAAGUUUGUCAUUGGUAUGAGCUUUCGUGUGCAUGCACACUUCUUUAGAUACUAAGGCGCUACUGGAAGGAUUUUUUUAUUUUGUUUCGACUAGGAAGACCAACAUGGCUACCUACCUGUAACUUUAAUCUUUAUGGCAGUCAGCUGAGUUCCCUGUGUUUAUUGUAUGGGAAGUCGAUGGACUCUUCUCUUGCCUUACAAUCUUAUCAGACCUGGGCCUUGAAUGGUGUAAUUAGCAAGCUGUUAUUGGUGAACUGUCAAAGAUUGCUGGAGUGUGGCUUGAUUGUAGAUGUACAAUAUUCCAAAGUAGCUUUUCUAUUUGAUUGGAAAGAAAAUGGACUAUCUUCUGUCUGUUUGUUCCGUUUCUCUUGUCUCAACAGCUAGUGCAUAUCUUGAUGGCAGUAGUACUUUGAUUUUUAUAAUGUAGAUAUUAGAAAGAAAUGUUAAAGACAUAUUUUGUUUUCCCUCUGAUCAAAAUAUACAAAAAUCCAAUUAAAUCCAUUAUUUGUAGAGAAGCCACAAAUUAAGCAGCUGUUAUUUAAAAUGCUUUUCUCCUGUCAAAACCCAGUACAGAUAACUCUAAACUUACAAGUACUUAUACACUUGAAAUCAGAUUGGUAGAACUAACAAUACCUUUGUAAGUUGUUCAUUAUGAUCCAUUUACUAGCAGAGGGCAAAUGAGCCAAUGGAGCAGGCAUCCCCAAACUGCGGCCCUCCAGAUGUUUUGGCCUACAACUCCCAUGAUCCCUAGCUAACAGGACCAGUGGUUGGGGAAGAUGGGAAUUGUAGUCCAAAACAUCUGGAGGGCCGAAGUUUGGGGUUGCCUUCAAUGGAGCAAUAACUUUUAGCAGUGUAUAUUCCCAAGUAUAAACAAGGAAGCUAUAUUUCAACACUUAUCAGUGGUCCAAUAUUAUAACAAUUGCUUUCCAACUAUGUUGAUUCUGGAAAAUCAACAAAAAUGCAAUUGGGAGGGAAAGGUGAAUCUAUUGACAGUGGUGCUCAAUGAAUGAUGAAAUACCAAUAAAUUAAUUCUAUUAAAUUAUAUCCAAUAUUAGUCAUACUUUCAGUAGACAUAUUGAAAUUAAAGGAUUUAAGUCUAUUGAUUUGUGGACAAGCCACACUACAUAUUUCUGAAACCAAUUAAAGCAAUACAAUGUAAGCAUAGGAGAAAUUAAAACAAAAAAUACUCCUAUUAAAUAAUUAGGAGUGCAAUACAAAACUGACCUCAAACAAAUUAUAUCGCCUCACCUCUAAAAGCUUGGUGAAAUAAGUCUUUCACUAUCCUCCUAAAAGAGUAUCCUACUGCGGGGAAAUACAACUUAAUGGAGAGAUAGUUCCAAAGUUUUGGAGCUGCCACUGAAAAAGCCUUAUUAUGAGCUCUGCUAACCUUGCCCCUUAUAUAGGAACCACCAGGAGGGCCUCAUUGGCAGGUCUUAAAGACUAGACAGGUUGGCAUGGGAGAAGGUAUUCUUUCAUAUAUUUACUUGAUAUUCCUGCUUUGCAGGGGGUUGGGGUCCUUUCCAACUCUGAUUCCAUGAAAUAUUUGUUUCCCGGGCUGUUUGGGGCUUUAAGUGUUAGCAUAAGCACCUAAAAUUGGGCUCAAGAAACAAUUAGCAACCUAUGAGGAUGAUAUGUGAGUACACUCCUGUUCCUAUAACCACAUGGGCCACCCAAGCUAGACAGAUACAGCUUGGUAGUCUCUGUGUGGGUGAGAUGAUGGCGUCAGGAGGAGGAGGUGGCGACUGGAUUUGUUAGGCACCAGGGAACAUUAUAGGACAUUAUAGCUGAGCAUGUAUAAAAGGGAUGGGCCACACUGAACCAGGGUUGGACCAGACUGUUGGUAGUUGAACACCAAAAAGCAGCUUUUAAACUGACUGCUUUCCAGUUCACAGUUCAUGGACAGGUUUGCCAGGAUAUUUUUGUGGAAACUUUAAAAUAGCUGUCUGCCUCAUGGGAAUGACUUGCAGAAGUACUUUGAUAAAUAUAUCAUUUUUAUAUGGAAAAUGGAUCUCAUAGUGGCAUGAUGUGUUGGCUCUAUUCAAGUUUCCCAGUAUGGUUCAACAACUAUACAACAUCAAAUACCUACAUAAAUCUAUGUGCAUAAUUUUUUCACUAGCGUAUUUUUCAUUUAAUUGCAAGAGGCAUUAUAGCUUUCACCAAUGAAUUGUUGAUACAGGAAUUUAUUCUUAAACUAUUUGCUAUGCUGAAUUGGCUUCAGUGCCACGCUUGAGAGUUUUGCCAAUGACCUGAACAGUGAGUCAAAACUGAGACGUGAGUAAUGAGUAGGAGAACACUUCAAUCUCCCAGGACAUUCUAUGCAAGAUCUCAAAGCAGCUGUUUUAUUACAGAAAAAUUUCAGGAACAGACUGGAAAGAGAAGUUGCUGAAUUGCAACUCAUUAGCAAGCAUAAAACCAUGGAGCCACCUGGAAUGAACAAAGACAUAGGAUUCCUAUCUCAUUAUACAUGAUCAAGCUUUCCUUAGCACCUCAGCCCUUGCUCCCCCCCCCACAAGACCAAUUGCAGUCAUUAAGUCGUUAACAGUCAUCAACAGGUUUACCACUCCUAUCAGCCCAUCACCCAUUCCCAUCACCCCCACCCUCUGAAUAUACAUAAGGGUCUGGUGGUGUAUCUGACGAAGUGUGCAUGCACACGAAAGCUCAUACCAAAAUAAAAACUUAGUUGGUCUUUAAGGUGCUACUGAAGGAUUUUUUUUAAUUUUUUUAUUUAGUUUCAACUCAGACCAACACGGCUACCUACCUCUAACUAUGAGUAAUGGAGUUAGUUCUUAAGUAGUGUACUGUAAGAUCUGAUCUGUCAUUAACAGUCACUUGUAUCUUGGCAAAAUAAAAAAAUUCCUUCAGUAGCAAAAAUUUUUUAUUUUGCUUCGACUCAGACCAACACGGCUACCUACCUGUAACUUGUACUGUAUCUUGGCAGUUGAGGGGAUACUGUGGUUAUAAAUUGUGUUGUGUAGAAUGUAUGGAAUGAAAACUCUUUGAAGUGGGAAUCUCAGAGUAGUUCCACUUCUCACACACUCUUGGAAGCAGAUUCCCAUAUUCAAUGUGAUGUUCUUCUAUGUGAGUUUGGGUUUGUUUGCUCUUUUUUAAGGGAAAAAGCAAGCAUAAAUGAUUUUAGGUGGAAAAACCAAGUUUUUCUCAAUCAGUUUAGUCUAGAAUAGUGUAUUAAAGCAUUUUCACGCUGAUUUCUUUAUUAGCCAUGAGAUGGGCAAAGUUUUCUUUUGGUUUUACUAGGAGGAGAAUUGCUGGAAGCUUUCCUCCUUCCCCCUUAAAAAGCCUUCCUAUGUCAAUGUUAAUCAAUGUACAUUGUUCAUAGUCAUAAUACAAUGGUAUUUACUUUCUAAGGGCCGGUAAUAAAAGGACGAGAGAGCUUUUGUUGAUGAAAAGUCUAUAUACAUCAGAUGCACAGUUACUACUUAUUCAUCCUGUCCACACAUGGCAACUUUUAUCUCUCCUGAUUCUUAAUCGACUAAUAAACCAUUUGGUCUGCAAUCCUAUACUCAUUUACCUGGGAGUAAGCCCUAUUGAACUCAGCGGAACUAACUUCUGAGUAUAGGAUUGCACGGUCAGGCUUUUGAGGUGCCUUAGAAGUGCAGCUUGUUAGCCCGGCUUCCCUUCUGAAUUCCGUCUCGGAGCUGGAAUUUGCCCUCGUUUCCUGGAGAAGGGGCGCAAACCCCCCCCCUCUCUCUCCGCGCGUUUGCGUGGACAGGGAGUUCUGCCCUGGCUGGAGAGCGCAGAGCGCGUUUCUUGUAGGUCAGCGCCCGCGUCGUUCCUACUUUUCUCGGCGGGGAGUGCAGUGACUGUAGGGACCGGGCUUCCCCUCCCCUCCGGUGGGAGUGGCUCAGCAAAGGGAUCGGGGCGGAGGGAGGAGGCUGAGGUUGUUGCUGAGCUGGGCUGUGAUGGUGAUGACGAAGUGAAAAUGGCGGAUCUUUCGAAAUACUAUCCCGGCCCCUGACAUACCAGCGACAGCACCUAAACAGCCUUGAGAGGCUCCCCCCAUCUCCUCUGCUCGCUGCUGCCAGAAACCUUCCUCUCCUCGUCUUUUCGUCCCAACUCCCGGGUAGCUGCUUUGCAGCUAUUCAGACACUUCUGGGGGAAGCUCCCUCCUCCCCUCGGGCUGGAACUUAACCCUCCUGGAAGGAGUCGGUGGCUGCGCCCUGGAGAGGGGUGAGAGACGCACCAAGCAAGGCCUGGGCAGGAGAUUGGGGGGAUAAGUGGAGUCUGCGACGCUGGCCCUAACAGAUGGUGCUACACUAUAAUGCUUCUGGAGGUCGUCUGAUGUGGAACAAGAUUUAAAAGAAAUUGAGUGCCUCGCCUUCGGCCUGUCACCCGCAUUUGCAAUAUGGAGGUGGUGUCAGCGGAAGUGAACAGCUUGCUACCUGAAGAGAUCAUGGACACAGGUUCAACGCUGGAGGAAGAUGAGAACAUAGAGGCUGUAAUUGUGGGUGACACUAUGGAGAUGGAACUCGAAGGAAUGGCAAACGUAAGCUCAGGCAGGGAUUCUGUUACUUCUGGCACGUCUUCCAUCACCACAGAGACCGUCAUGGUGUCCAGCAAUUGCGUAAGCCACGUCAUAGCCAAUGCUGCCACUACAAAAGCCAGUACUAGUGUGACUGCGCAACCUUCCUUUCAGAGUGGCCUCCAGAAACUUGGUACUCAGACUCCUGUCACUAUAUCGGCCAACCAGAUAAUUCUAAACAAGGCAACUGACUUGAAAAUUGGCAACCAGACUAUAAAACCCGAAGGGCAAAAGCUCAUUGUAACAACACUGGGGAAACCUGGACAGCCCAUUGUCCUAACAUUACCCCACAACCAGCUGUCUCAGUCGCAGAAGGCCACAUCGCAGGUGCAAGCAGGCGACUCCAAGCUGCCAGCGCAGCAGUUCAAGGUGGUAACUAUUGGAGGAAGGUCAGAGGUGAAACCUGUCAUUGGAGUUUCAGCCUUGACUCCAGGGAGCCAGUUGGUAAAUGCUACCACCCAAUCCUCUGUAUUGCAGACCCAGCAAUUAAAAGCAGUACAGAUUGCUAAGAAAGCCAGGACACCCACCUCAGCCCCAGUGAUAACUAAGCUGAUCUUCACAAAACCAAUCAACAGCAAAGCUGUUACAGGACAGACAACACAAGUGUCACCGGUCAUUGCAGGUAGAGUUCUGUCGCAGGCCACUCCAGGGACACCUCCAAAGACGAUGACUAUCUCAGAAAGCGGUGUCAUUGGGACUUCUUUAAGUUCUGCUAUACAGCAGACACCAAAUAAGAUAGCCAUUUCUCCCUUGAAGUCCCCCAACAAGCUAACAGUGGUGUCUAUCGCCUCGCAGCCUCCAAGCUCACCCCAGAAAGCAGUUGGUGUUCCUCUAAACGUAGCCCUGGGACAGCAGAUUCUCACGGUGCAGCAUUCAACACCAUCUUCCCCAGGAAAGGCUGUAGCUAACAAUACAACUCAGGCUGUGAAAUCUGCAGUACAGACCCUUACUAUGGGGGGAGUGAGCACAUCUCAGUUUAAGACUAUCAUUCCCUUGGCAACAGCGCCCAAUGUUCAACAAAUUCAGGUACCUGGAAGCAAAUUCCAUUAUGUCCGGCUUGUAACUGCCACAACAGCCAACAGCUCAGCACAGCCAGCCACUCAGAAUCCCAGCAUCAGCACAGCAUCUCUUCAGCAAGCUAAGCCAAUGGUGGUGAAUGCAACCCCCGUGAGGAUGUCUGUCCCAAUUGUUCCAGCCACGCAGGCGGUCAAACAAGUGGCGCCCAAACCAAUUAGCACAACUUCGCAGAUAGUUACUACAAGCCAGCCACAGCAGAGGCUAAUAAUGCCUGCCACACCACUGCCACAGAUCCAGCCAAACCUCACCAACCUUCCCCCGGGCACAGUGCUGGCUCCAGCCCCUGGUGCAGGGAAUGUCGGCUAUGCGGUUCUCCCGGCUCAGUAUGUCACACAGCUACAGCAGUCAUCCUACGUAUCAAUAGCAAGCAAUGCCAAUCUUAGUGGGACAUCUAGUAUCCAGACCCAAGCCCGCCUGCCAUUCAAUGGAGUAAUUUCCUCUGAAUCGGCAAAUCGCCCCAGAAAGCCAUGCAACUGUACAAAAUCACUGUGUCUUAAGCUGUACUGCGAUUGCUUUGCCAAUGGCGAGUUCUGCAACAAUUGCAACUGCACAAACUGCUAUAACAAUCUGGACCGUGAAAAUGACAGACAGAAAGCAAUCAAGGCCUGCCUUGACAGAAACCCAGAAGCCUUCAAGCCUAAAAUAGGGAAGGGGAAGGAAGGCGAGUCAGAUAGGCGGCACAGCAAAGGUUGCAACUGCAAGCGGUCUGGAUGUCUCAAAAACUACUGUGAAUGCUACGAGGCAAAGAUCAUGUGUUCUUCAAUUUGCAAAUGUAUCGGCUGCAAGAACUUUGAAGAAAGCCCAGAGCGGAAGACAUUGAUGCACUUGGCUGACGCUGCUGAAGUGCGAGUCCAGCAACAAACUGCCGCAAAGACGAAGUUGUCCUCGCAGAUUUCAGACCUGCUUACAAGGCCAGCCCCGGUGUUGACCAGCGGAGGGGGAAGGUUGCCAUUUACAUUUGUAACGAAGGAAGUUGCCGAAGCGACGUGUGACUGCUUACUUGAGCAGGCCGAGAAGGCUGAGAAGGCAGGAAAGUCGAAAGCAGUAGCAGAACGGAUGAUUCUAGAGGAAUUUGGACGUUGUCUGAUGAGAAUCAUUAAUUCAGCAGGAAAGUCCAAAAGCGACCCUUGUGCCAUGAACUGCUGACUCUUGAAAAUGAGCUGUGGUCUGAACGGGACACUAAAAGGCACAGGGACACUUUUUAGUUCACAUCAGAUGUAGUUUUAGUCCAUUCUUAAUUUGGUGCUGCUUAGUUUUCAUUGGUGUAUGUUAAUAUUGAAGCUUUGUAAUGACGUGUACCUUUUAGCUUAACACUUUAACUUCAUGCAUAUGGCGUGUAUCUUUGUCCUCUCAGCUUUAUGGGACUGCACAGAGUUGAGAUUCUUCCCCUCCCCCCCCCCAAAUUUCUCUCUUAAAAAACGUUUCUUCUGGCAAUUCUUUUUAAAUUAUUAUUAUUAUUUGCAAUGUAUAGUGUUAUAUUUUGUAUGCAGGUGGGUGGGAAGAUAUCCGACAGACAGGCUUUCAGGAACAUCUCUCUGCAAACCCAGUUGAAAUGACAUUUGGCCACCAUCACAACACAGAUUUUGUUGCAAAAGCUAAUAGCAGUACAUCCUUGGAUAAGGCAAUGUUGAAAGGAAGUCAGUUAAGAUAAAUAUUUGCUGGAAAGCAGUAGUUGCCUUGUUAGCCACAGUCCUGGCUUCAGUGGGGAAGUUUAUUGUGCAGAUCUUACUAUUAGUAUAUAUUAAGAAUAACACAUUAUCAGAGCUGGACCCAGAAAUAUCUAACUAUGAUAUACAAAAAAUCAAGGUGAAAAUUUAUAUCAUAGCCUCAAACAGCAUAAAACAACAUUUAUGGUAAGUUUUUUUAAAAAAAAUAAUGUAUCACUGUAAUACAUAUUCCAAAUUUUAAUAAACUGUUUUCAUUCGAUUUCAAAGAGAUUAUCAAUAUGUUGUUUGACAAAUUUUAAUGUAGCUAGGGAUUUUUUAAAACAUUUCUGCUAGGUCCCAAAUGUUAGCCAAGCCCCUCUGAAGGAUUGAAGGCAAAUAUCUCUCUCUGUCUUGAAUCUAGCUAUCCUUAUAAGGCAGUAAUCAAGUUUCCCCGUAACCUCCUGAUAUUUAAAGAGUGUGCUCUUUGAGAUAUGCGACUAUAAUUGCCAAAGGAUCUUCUGGUAGCAUUAAUACCACUUAUAUUCAUUGAUACCUUACAACUCCCCCAGAUCAUUUAAGCUUUGUACCCUUCCAGUGCAUAAAGUUGGGGGGGGGUCAUUUAUUGGGUUAAUGAUGGAAGAUGUAAGCAAUGCUUGAUGAUGCUACGUACCCUCUAAAGAGUACUUUGCAAUGUGCCACACCUUUUAAAUUGAUACAUGGGUGUAAGGGGAGCAUAACUCUUAGUCUAUAUAAAAGGUUACAUCUUUUUGCUCACUGAAUAGCCCCAAACCAUUUUCCCAAUAUCCAGAUACCAGCCAGGAUCCCAAAAGCACACGAGUACUCGUGUACCUCUUGAGUUUUUCAAACAGCAGUUUCCCCUUCCCUCAGACUCCAUAGCAAAUUGUUUCGAAGGGGGAUUUUGAAAAUGAUUUUGCAGUUGGCUUGGGGGGGGGAGGGUGUAAAAAAAUAAUCCCCUUAAGGGCAGCUAAAAUGGCUCUUUGGAUCCCAGCUAGUCAAUGGGAAUACAGGUACUUAAUGGUUCAAGGGUGUCUUCAAAUGACCUACUCGGGGUUUAUUUUAAAUGUGAUCAGUGAGGUGUUGAGGGCAAAACUUCUAAAGAUGUGGUGUUUUAUUGUGUUUUAACAAUGUGGUGGUCACCUGCAGAUUUGAGGAGGCUGCACUCUAUGGCCACGGCACAACACUGGGUUCACUUAAUCCUAUUGAGUUCGACAGAUUUAAAUACACCUGUGUAUUUAAAUUGUGGGUGCAAGUGCAUCAGACAAUGGAGCUUUCCAUUCAGAAAUUUAUCUGUAGUAAACUGCAUCUGCCUUGCCACUAACUGUCAUUUUGUUUUUGUUUUUGUAUGCACCUCAAGUUUUAGCUUGCUUAUUAAAAAGUAUGUUUUAGCAGUGCAGUGGCUGACAUGUCCUAGUAAGACCAAGCUAAACCUCAUAAUUCCUUGGUGGAACAGAACCCCCACUCCCCCCCCCCAUGAAAUAGCAUUAUUUUGGGUGAAGAUGCUUCAAAGCGAAAGCCUUUGUAACAAAUAUUAAAAUGCUAAACACACUUGCAUGGUUUUCUAAUGCAGAUGAUUCAAUCAUUCUAAGUUUCAUGAAUGGAUAUAAAUCUCAUGCUUGAAUUAGCAAGCACUUGCUAUGAUCUUAGUUGCUUUGUAAUACUUCAGUUCUUUACCCCCAAAGGAACAGCAUAGAACUGUACAUAUAUAUUUUGUUUUGUAACUGUGUAUGUAUACACAUAGCAGGCUUGCAUAUACGUACACUCAACCCUGAAAGGGAAGCUGUUGUUCCUUUUACCAGAAUUGUUUUAUGAGUAGAACUCUUGACUUUGAGUCAAAAGUGAGUGUGUUACCUUUUCAGAGUAGAUGGUGAAGCUCACCUUUUUACUAAUUCCAUAAGUGUCCAUACGAUAAGAGAUGUAUAAAUGUAAAUUAGUGUAAGUGGAUAAAAUAAUACUUGAUCAAGUUAUUUUUUUGAACAUGCAUACUUUGAUCUAGAGCUAAAUAUGUGUUUAAUUUUGUACAUACUCUGUGUCUUAUUCUAACUUGCACCUUUUGUGAUGUGUAUUUAUAAGUGUGCAGAAAAACCUUUUGUGAAGUUUGGAUUCCGGUUGUAGAUUAUGUAUGAUGGAAUUGCGUGUAAAAGAUAUGAAGAAGGUGCAAUCAAAGAUGAACUUUUCUGUCUCCCCCCCCCCCUUUAGAACAAGCUCUUUCCUGUAUUUAGCUUGGUUCUUCCCGUCUUCUUACUCCUCCUUUUAUGUUUUUGAACAUGGUUCCCUGCAUGAAACUGCUGAACAAGUUAGUUAAAAUUAACCUCAAGAUACUGGGAGCAAUCUACGAAACACUCGUGCAGUACAACGUCUCCAAAUUAGUGGAGUUUCUCCUGCAUUUCUGGCAUGAUUGGAAAGUGCCCAGCUGGAAUGCUCUUGUAUCAUACCCAUUGUCAGCAGAUUUUGAGAGGGGAGGGUGUUGGGGAUUAAUUUUCUAGUUCUGGUUUACAUCUAAAAUAGAUUGAAAUUUAUAUUUACUAGACCUAUUCAAAGAAUACACUUUUCUAUAUUGUAAAAACAAAUGUCGGAUAAAUCACAAAGAAAAAAAUAAAAAGUUUAUACUAUUCUGUACAAGUGAAUGUUUGCACUUUUUUCUUUGAUAAGAACCUUUACAAAUUCCUCAUUACUACCAGGUUUUAUUAGAAUUAUGAGGACCAAAAUGAGGCAAUUUCUUUGAGAGGAAUUUAUCCAAGCUUAAAAUGCUUUAUUAUCUUAAAUCCUCAAUAUGUUAAAUGCAGAAUUUCUUCUUUCCUCCCCAGCUGUCAUCUUCCCGUACACUUUCCCAUUUUCCCUGUUGAACAGGACGUAGCCUUGGUUUUAUCAUUUGGUUCAUCAUUUGUUCCCCAUAAUUCACUGGCAAGUCAUGUUCCUUCUCGCUUUACAUUGCAAAACCAUGGCAUUUCGCUUGGCCCUCCCAUCAGAUGUCAAAUAGAUAAACAAUUACAUGACUUUCCAUAGACAUCUGAAGGCAGCUCUAGAUCAAGCAGCUUUUAUUGUAUGUUGUUUUGUUGUGUUUUAUAUAUUCUGUUGGAAGCCACCCAGAGUGGCUUGGACAACC
Zootoca vivipara (common lizard) is the source of this 10747-nucleotide messenger RNA. The record is from RefSeq and is a predicted model, not a curated record. Lineage: Eukaryota; Metazoa; Chordata; Lepidosauria; Squamata; Lacertidae.